AUGGGCAGGGCGGUGGCAGUGGCUACAUGCGCCCUCAACCAGUGGGCUCUGGAUUUUGAGGGCAACCUGGAGAGGAUUUUCCGAAGUAUUGACAUCGCAAAGAGCAAAGGGGCCCGGUACCGGCUUGGUCCAGAGCUCGAGAUCUGUGGUUAUGGCUGCUCGGAUCACUAUUACGAGUCUGAUACACUCUUACAUUCGUUUCAAGUUCUGGCAAAGCUUUUGGAGUCUCCAACUACUGAAGAUAUUAUCUGUGAUGUGGGAAUGCCUGUUCUGCACAGAAAUGUUCGCUACAAUUGUCGAGUGAUCUUUUUAAAUAAGAAAAUUCUUCUGAUCAGACCGAAAAUAUCAUUGGCAAAUGCAGGAAACUACAGGGAACUUAGAUGGUUUACCCCGUGGAACAAAGCAAGGCAUGUGGAGGAAUAUUUUCUACCCAGGAUAAUUCAGGAAGUGACUGGGCAGGAAACUGUUCCUUUUGGGGAUGCGGUGCUAGCAACAAAAGAUACCUGCCUCGGGGCAGAAAUAUGUGAAGAGCUCUGGGCACCAAACAGCCCUCAUAUUGAAAUGGGACUUGAUGGUGUGGAAAUUUUCACUAACUCUUCAGGGAGUCACCAUGUGCUGCGGAAGGCUCACACCCGGGUGGAUUUGGUGAAUUCUGCCACAGCAAAGAAUGGUGGAAUAUAUAUUUUAGCUAACCAGAAAGGCUGUGAUGGUGAUCGUCUGUAUUAUGAUGGCUGUGCCAUGAUUUCGAUGAAUGGAGAAACAGUUGCACAAGGAUCCCAGUUUUCACUCGAUGACGUGGAGGUGCUGGUUGCCACUCUGGACUUGGAGGAUGUUCGAAGUUACAGAGCAGAGAUUUCAUCUCGUAACUUAGCGGCAAGUAAAGUGAAUCCUUACCCCAGGGUAAAAGUGAAUUUUGCUCUGUCAUGUUCUGAUGAUGUAGCUGUACCUACUUGUAUGCCAAUCCAGUGGAGACAUCAUAGUCCUGAGGAGGAGAUCAGCCUUGGUCCUGCAUGUUGGCUUUGGGACUAUUUAAGGCGCAGCAAACAGGCAGGAUUUCUCCUACCUCUUAGUGGUGGAAUUGACAGCUCUGCUACAGCUUGCAUAGUAUACUCUAUGUGUCACCAGGUUUGCCUGGCAGUCAAGAAUGGAAAUGCAGAUGUGCUGGCUGAUGCGCGCAAGAUUGUGAAUGAUGAGACCUAUGUCCCUGAGGAUCCUCGAGAGUUUUGCAAGCGUAUCUUUACCACUUGCUAUAUGGCUAGUGAGAAUUCCUCCCAGGAUACUUGCAACAGGGCUAAACUUCUGGCUGAGCAAAUAGGCAGCUAUCACAUCAAUCUGAACAUAGAUGCAGCUGUGAAAGCUAUUGUGGGAAUUUUCAGCAUGGUGACAGGUCGAACUCCCUGUUUUUCUGUCUACGGAGGGAGCAGCAGAGAAAACCUGGCACUCCAGAAUGUGCAGGCUAGAAUAAGAAUGGUGCUUGCCUACCUGUUUGCUCAGCUAACGCUUUGGACUCGUGGGAUGCCAGGGGGACUUCUGGUGCUAGGAUCAGCCAAUGUGGAUGAAAGUCUCCGAGGUUACUUGACCAAGUACGAUUGCUCAAGUGCUGAUAUCAAUCCCAUUGGUGGAAUCAGCAAGACUGAUUUGAAAAACUUCAUACAAUAUUGCAUUGAAAAUUUUCAGCUCACGGCCCUCAGAAGUAUCAUGUCAGCUCCACCCACUGCAGAGUUAGAGCCCCUGGUGGAUGGACAAGUGGCUCAAACUGAUGAGGCAGAUAUGGGGAUGACAUAUGCAGAGCUUUCGAUCUAUGGCAAAUUAAGAAAAAUUGCAAAGGCUGGACCAUACAGUAUGUUCUGUAAGCUGAUUAGUAUGUGGAAGGAAAUUUGUACUCCAAGAGAGGUGGCAUCAAAGGUUAAGCAUUUCUUCAGGAUGUAUUCCAUUAACAGACAUAAAAUGACCACCCUCACUCCUUCCUACCAUGCUGAAAACUACAGUCCGGAUGACAACCGAUUUGACCUGAGGCCUUUCCUUUAUAACACCACAUGGUCCUGGCAAUUUCGGUGUAUAGAUAAACAGGUAUCCAAGCUAGAAAAAAAGGAAGGAAUUUCUCUAGUUGAAGAUGUGGACUGAUUUCCUUUCUUGUUUAACUGUGAUAAUUAAUUUGCUAAUCAGAAUGUUCAAAACUGGAGUAUACGGUGAUGAUGAACAGAGAUGACCCAAACAAAUGUUGAGAUGACUGUUGUAAAUGGUAUUUGUAAUCAAGUCCUUUUUUUUUUCUUUUGAAUGACUCCCUGUUUUGUUCCCCAUAAACCGUAGUUUGGCUAAGGAAUCAUUUAUUAAGGAUUUUCUUCAACUACUUGAGUUAAUUGCCUUUAAUUGAAAAUACUUGGAUAAGCACAUAAAUCGUAAAUAAAUGCAGGGUAGUCUUUUGUGAAAGUGAAUAGACAUACAAAUAUUAACUUUGGUUCUAAUAAUUUGGAUAUGAAUUUUGAGUAACUUUCAGCUGCAAGUACAAAAUUUUAACAGUUCUGGCAUGCGCUGUUGAGGGGAAAACAUUUUACUUAGCAAUAAACUUGCAAUUUUAUAACGCUAAUUGACUCAGUUCUUUUACAUGUUUUC
Molecule: messenger RNA, 2613 nt
Organism: Gavia stellata (red-throated loon)
Lineage: Eukaryota; Metazoa; Chordata; Aves; Gaviiformes; Gaviidae
Gene: NADSYN1
Product: NAD synthetase 1
Exons: 21
Coding region: 1-2124 (707 amino acids)
Biological process (GO): NAD+ biosynthetic process
Cellular component (GO): cytoplasm
Molecular function (GO): ATP binding; NAD+ synthase (glutamine-hydrolyzing) activity; glutaminase activity
Source: RefSeq, a predicted model, not a curated record